Molecule: messenger RNA, 3863 nt
Organism: Chinchilla lanigera (long-tailed chinchilla)
Lineage: Eukaryota; Metazoa; Chordata; Mammalia; Rodentia; Chinchillidae
Gene: Gtf3c2
Product: general transcription factor IIIC, polypeptide 2, beta 110kDa
Exons: 19
Coding region: 323-3055 (910 amino acids)
Biological process (GO): transcription by RNA polymerase III
Cellular component (GO): transcription factor TFIIIC complex
Molecular function (GO): protein binding
Source: RefSeq, a predicted model, not a curated record
AGUCUAGGAGGAAAGGCACAACCGGCGGGACGUGUAGGUGUCGACUUUCCCGACUUACAAGUCUCUGAGGGCCUCGCAGCGCCCCGCGCCCCGCGCGCGGAGCUCUGCCGCGUUGCAUUAUGGACCACAGAGCCUAAAGGAACGCGGAGUCGUGCCCCGACUCCAGGCCUACCGCUCCAGUUUACCUAGUGCCGCGGGUGGGGGCCAGAAGGAGCCGCUACACGAUUUCGUCAUAAAACCGCGACCAGACAGGCGGCGCCAUCUUCGAACUUGGACUUCCGGAAGGACUUUGGCGCGGGGACAGCCAUUUUGGGGGGUGCUGAUGGAUACCUACGGGGUCGGCUGUGUUGCCCUAGGGGAGGCCGGCCCCGUGGGGAACAUGACUGUGGUAGACUCUCCUGGACAAGAAGUGCUAAACCAGCUUGGUGUCAAGGCCCCCUCAGAAACAACCAGUAUGGAGGCCUCCAUAGAGAUGUCACUACCUACUCCUUUGCCUGGAUUUGAGGACUCUCCUGGUAUGAGGAGGUUUCCUCCAGAUCAGGAGAGCCUCUCCAGACUGGAACAACAAGAUCUUUCUUCAGAGAUGUCAAAGGUUUCAAACCCUAGGGCCUCAAAGCCUGCCCGGAAGAGAGGUAGUAGGACACGAAAAGGCCCCAAAAGGCCCCAACAGCGUAAAGCUCCAUCAGCCCCUUUGGUUCCUGGUCUCUUAGAUCAAUCCAACCCUCUAUCCACCCCCAUGCCUAAGAAACGAAGUCAAAAGUCCAAGGGAGAUCUGCUCCUGCUGAAGUUGUCCAAAGGCCUAGAUCAGCCAGAGUCUCCACCUUCAAAGAGGCCCCCUGAGGACUUUGAGACCCCUUCUGGGGAACGACCCCGCCGAAGGGCUGCCCAAGUGGCCCUUGUGUAUCUUCAGGAACUGGCUGAAGAGCUCUCUUCAACCCUGCCAGCUCCAGUGACCUGUCCCAAGAGCCCCAAGGCGAGUAGCCCCACCAGACUGAAGAAGACCCCGCAGCAGGCAGCCUGUCAUGGUGGAGAAGAGGAUGCUAUUAUACAGGAUGAAGACUUUGUUCUCCAGGUUGAGGCUGAAGAUGGGGCAGAAAGUGAGGCCCCAAGUGAGGCCCUAUCUGACCCUGAGCCUGCAGUGCCUCGAAGCACCCCUCGAGGAUCCACUUCAGGGAAGCAGAAGCCGCACUGCCGGGGAGUGGCUCCCAAUGGCUUACCCAAUUACAUCAUGGCCCCUGUUUGGAAGUGCCUCCAUCUCACCAAGGACCUCCGAGAACAAAAGCAUUCAUUGUGGGAGUUUGCAGAAUGGAUUCCUCUAGCCUGGAAAUGGCACUUGUUAUCUGAACUUGAAGCAGCUCCCUACCUGCCCCAGGAGGAGAAGUCUCCACUGUUUUCUGUACAACGUGAAGGCCUUUCUGAGGAUGGCACACUGUACCGAAUAAAUAGAUUUAGCUCAGUCACAGCACAUCCAGAACGCUGGGAUGUGUCCUUCUUCACUGGGGGUCCACUGUGGGCUCUGGACUGGUGCCCAGUGCCAGAGGGGUCAGCAGCCUCGCAGUAUGUGGCCCUUUUCUCCAGCCCUGACAUGAAUGAGACACACCCAUUGAGCCAGCUCUACUCAGGCCCUGGGCUGCUGCAGCUCUGGGGCCUUGGGACCUUGCAGCCAGAAAGCUGUUCUGGCAACAGGGCCCACUUUGUCUAUGGGAUUGCCUGUGACCACGGCUGUAUCUGGGAUCUCAAGUUCUGCCCCAGUGGAGCGUGGGAACUUCCAGGCACCCUUCGAAAGGCUCCUCUCCUGCCCCGGUUGGGUCUCUUGGCUCUCGCAUGCUCAGAUGGAAAGGUGCUGCUGUUCAGUCUGCCACAUCCUGAGGCCCUGCUGGCUCAGCAGCCCCCAGAUGCAAUGAAGCCUGCCAUUUAUAAGGUACAGUGUGUGGCAACCCUGCAGGUGGGGUCAAUGCAAGCUUCAGACCCCUCUGAAUGUGGUCAGUGCCUUAGCCUGGCCUGGAUGCCUACCAGGCCCCACCACCACCUGGCUGCUGGAUACUAUAAUGGCAUGGUGGUUUUCUGGAACCUUCCCACUACUUCACCAUUGCUACGGAUACGGCUCUCUGAUGGCUCCUUAAAGCUCUACCCCUUCCAGUGUUUCCUAGCCCAUGACCAGGCGGUGCGUACACUUCAGUGGUGCAAAGCUAACAGUCAUUUCCUAGUCUCUGCGGGGAGUGACCGAAAAAUCAAAUUCUGGGACCUUCGGCGACCUUAUGAACCAAUAAACUCUAUCAAGCGCUUCUUGAGUACAGAACUAGCCUGGCUGCUGCCCUACAAUGGUGUCACUGUGGCUCAAGACAACUGCUAUGCCUCUUAUGGACUCUGUGGAAUUCAUUAUAUUGAUGCUGGUUACCUUGGUUUCAAAGCCUACUUUACUGCUCCUCGAAAAGGCACUGUCUGGAGUCUUUCAGGAUCUGACUGGCUUGGGACAAUAGCUGCAGGAGAUAUAUCUGGGGAGCUCAUUGCAGCUAUAUUGCCUGAUAUGGCAUCGAACCCAAUAAAUGUCAAGCGACCGGCAGAGCGAAGAUUUCCUAUAUAUAAGGCAGAUCUGGUUCCAUAUCAGGACAAUCCUGAAGGUCAGGAUCUUUCUUCUGCUUCAUCUGGGAUCCCUGAUCCUCCCAAGGCUCGAACUUAUGCUGAAACUGUCAACCAUCAUUACUUGCUUUUUCAAGACACAGAUCUGGGUUCCUUCCACAAUCUGCUCCAUAGAGAACCCAUGCUGCGCAUGCAGGAGGGAGAAGGUCAUUCUCAGCUCUGCUUGGACAGGCUACAGCUCGAGGCUAUUCAUAAGGUACGUUUCAGCCCAAACCUGGACUCCUAUGGAUGGCUGGUAUCUGGGGGGCAGUCAGGGCUGGUUCGGAUCCAUUUCGUCCGUGGACUCACCUCCCCACUGGGUCACCGUAUGCAGCUUGAAAGUCAAGCCCACUUCAGUGCUAUGUUCCAACCAUCCUCCCCAACUAAAGGGCCUGGCUUCCCUCCAGCCAGCCAUCGCCUUCUGUCUAAUCCCUAGUCUUGGUCCUCACGGGACCCUUGGAAUGAAGUCUGCCAAGAACAAAUGGGCACCAUGCUCAGAGCCAUAAGAACUAGGGCCUUCUUGGACAGCGUGGUGCCAAGCCUGGACCUUUAGGCCUUCUUCCCCAGGACUCCUUAGAUCCUCUUUUUUCCAUAGACUUCUAUGGUCACAGCCCCCUGCGGGUAGGGGGGCUCUCCCUCCACAAAGGCUCCUCAGCCUAAUACUAUUGCUCACGAGAAACACUCAGGCCAGACCUAGGCUUGGGAGUCAAAUGGCUCAUAUUGAGCAGUUGUGAAGUAGGUAAAGCUAAGUAAAGGUACUGGGUGUUUUUGAGACCACUUGUGAGUGGGUGUUUGGUGAAUCACAAAGAGUAUUCACAUGAAGGCACCUGUCUGACUGUAUUCCAGGGUACAAUGUUACUGUCUUUCCAAACUUUCUUUACAGUAACCAACACACAGGCCCAAGGGGAAUUUGUUUGACUGAAGCUGGUUAUAAUACUUGUUUAACUGAGGGACACCACAAACACCCUAUCAGUAGAAUAGUAGCUUAGCUCUUACUUGCUCCUGCUUAUGAAAUAUUCCCAAUCACUGGUCAUUUGACCCUACUUGAACACUCCUAGACGGUCAUAUUUUUAAAAUCUUUCUUUAUAGCAAGCCAGAGUAUCUAUUAAUUUUACUCAUGGGUGAUAGGACAUUUAGUUAUUCUUCCUUGUGAUUGCCCUUUUAAGUAUUUAACAAAAGCUAUCAUGUGAUUUCAAAGUCUUCUUUUUCCUGUAGAUUAAAUAUCUUCAGUUAUUUCAACCAUA